Molecule: messenger RNA, 2704 nt
Organism: Gracilinanus agilis (Agile Gracile Mouse Opossum)
Lineage: Eukaryota; Metazoa; Chordata; Mammalia; Didelphimorphia; Didelphidae
Gene: RBM14
Product: RNA binding motif protein 14
Exons: 3
Coding region: 1-2028 (675 amino acids)
Biological process (GO): mRNA splicing, via spliceosome
Cellular component (GO): cytosol; nuclear speck
Molecular function (GO): mRNA binding
Source: RefSeq, a predicted model, not a curated record
AUGAAGAUCUUUGUGGGGAACGUGGACGGGGCGGACACGACUCCGGAGGAGCUCGCGGCCCUUUUCUCGCGCUUCGGCACCGUCAUGAGCUGCGCCGUCAUGAAGCAGUUCGCUUUCGUGCACGUGCGCGAGGCCGCGGGCGCGCUGCGCGCUAUCGAGGCCCUGCACGGCCACGAGCUCCGGCCGGGGCGCGCCCUCGUGGUGGAGAUGUCGCGCCCGCGGCCUCUGAACACCUGGAAGAUUUUCGUGGGGAACGUGUCGGCCGCGUGCACGAGCCAGGAGCUGCGCAGCCUUUUCGAGCGCCACGGGCCCGUCAUCGAGUGUGACGUGGUCAAAGACUAUGCGUUUGUUCACAUGGAAAAGGAAGCGGACGCCAAAGCCGCCAUCGAGCAGCUCAACGGCAAGGAGGUGAAGGGCAAGCGCAUCAACGUGGAGCUUUCCAUCAAAGGUCAGAAGAAGGGGCCAGCAGGCCUGGCGGCCCCUGGGGAAAAGGCCAAGAAGCCGGGGGCCGGCGACACCGCAUUCCCUGGGACUGGUGGCUUCUCUGCCACCUUUGAUUACCAGCAGGCCUUCGGCAACAGCACCACUGGCUUCGACGGGCGGCCGCGGCAGCCCUCCCCUCCUUUUUAUGGCCGUGACCGCAGUCCUCUGCGCCGCUCGCCUCCCCGAGCUUCCUACGUGACCCCGCUGACCGCCCAGCCAGCCACUUACCGAGCCCAGCCUUCAGUUUCCCUGGGGGCGGCCUAUAGAGCCCAACCCUCUGCCUCCUUGGGCGUCGCCUAUCGGACCCAGCCCAUGGCAGCCCAGGCAGCCUCCUACCGGGCACAGCCUUCAGUGUCCUUGGGAGCCCCGUACCGGGCCCAGCUGGCUAGCCCUGGCUCUCAGCCUGGGGGAGCUUCCUCACUUGGUCCUUAUGGGGGUGCCCAGCCCUCAGCCUCGGCCCUCACCUCCUAUGGGGCCCAGUCAGCUGCGGCCUCUUCUCUCACCUCCUAUGGGGCACAGGCCUCCUCCCUUGCCUCAUACGGCAAUCAGCCAGCUUCCUAUGGGGUGCGGGCUGCUGCCUCCUCUUACAAUGCCCAGUCGGCAGCUUCCUCCCUGACCUCCUAUGGGGCUCAGGCAGCUUCCUAUGGGGCCCAGCCUGCAACAUCCUCACUUGCCUAUGGGGCCCAGGCGGCCUCCUAUAACGCCCAGCCUACUGCAGCCUCCUAUAAUGCUCAGCCCACAGCAGCCUCUUACAAUGCCCAGUCAGGCCCAUAUGCAGCCCAGCCAGCUGCUUCCUAUUCUGCCCAGCCUGCUGCCUAUGUGGCUCAGCCGGCUACUGCUGCUGCCUAUGCUGCCCAGCCAGCCGCCUAUGCAGCUCAGGCAGCCGGCCCCCUUGCAGGCUCCUAUGGGGCCCAGCCAGUUGUCACAGCACAGCUGAAUGCAUAUGGAGCUCAGGCUACCAUGGGUCUCUCUGGCUCCUACGGGGCUCAGUCAGCUGCAGCCACAGGCUCCUAUGGGGCGGCAGCUGCCUAUGGCGCCCAGCCGACCGCAGCCGCCCUGGCUGCUCCCUAUCGCACUCAGUCGUCGGCCCCGUUGGGUUCUUCUUAUACUGCCCAACAGCAGCCUCCCCAGCCUGCUGCUGCUUCCUACCGAGGCCAGCCAGGUGCCACCUAUGAGGGGGCAGGCCAGCCGUCCGCAGCCUACCUGUCCCUGUCCCAGGGGGCUGUUGCCAACGCCGCCACCAGCACCCCGCCGCCCUAUGAGCGUACCCGCCUCUCCCCACCCCGAGACAGCUACGAUGAUCCCUACAAAAAGGCCGCCGCCAUCAUGUCAAAAAGGUAUGGUUCCAACCGGCGCUUAGCCGAGCUCUCUGAUUACCGCCGUUUAUCAGACUCGCAGCUUUCGUUCCGCCGCUCGCCGACAAAGUCCUCGCUGGAUUACCGUCGCCUGCCCGAUGCCCAUUCCGAUUAUGCUCGCUAUUCGGGCUCCUAUAGCGAGUACCUGCGGGCAGCGCAGAUGCACUCUGGCUACCAGCGCCGCCUGUAGGGCUGUCCUGCGGGUGGGUGGGAGCGGAGCGAGAAGGAGGUGGGGGUAGUUUGGGGCCCGUGCUGUAAGAGCGAGUUUUGAUUCCCCUUUCUCCAGUGUGGUUCUGCCCCAGGCAGCCGAAUCUUUGUAGUGUUGCGGCAGUAACCUUUUCUUUUGUUCCUCCGCCUCAGCAGUAAGUCUUGCCUUUGGCUCCAGACGCUCCAGACGGUCGGCUCUCCCUCCCUUCCACUUCCCAUCCGCAUCCCCUGGCCUCCCAUCUUUACUGAGCAGGAAUUUCUCUUUACGUUUUUAUCUUUUUCCUGAACUCCCUUGGAUUUUUGUGCGCGGUGUUUGAGGUCGUCUGGACAGGAAGCAGCCCAUGGCUGUAGUCAGCGGCGCCUUUUUCUUUUUAGAGAUGAGGGAGGCUGGGGACAGGUCAGCCCCUUCUUCCCCUGUGCUCCCUCGACCCCAUCCCUGCCCGCACGCCGCCUUUGAGGUGAGGCUCCUGGAGAGUGCACUUGCUCUGUGUCCGAACUCCUCCUGGUGACUGUGAGCAGAGCUGAUGUUGAGGAGCACACCCCAGCCAGCCCCUAGCUCCCCAUCUUCCCCAAGUAGGGGCUGUUAGAAAACCUCACUUUUUUCUUUCCCCUUUUGUAUGGACUAUGAAUAAAACUUGGGGCAAUUUGCAGUUUGGAAA